AUGUCCGAAGUCGUAAAAGGGAAACUCCGAUAUUUCGAACUUUUUUCUCAUUCGGAAUGGUCUCUCAACCACUUUUACUUGUGGGUCCAGGAAAAUCACGAUGCCACGGAAGAAGUUAAUGCCCGUAAAUUUUUCUACAACAUUGUAAAUGCCAUCAGCAACGACUCAGAGGCUUCACAAGAAGUUCAAGAGGUUGCAAAAAAACUUUUAAAAAGAAAAAAAUUAGAAUGUGAGGAUUGCAUGAUUACCGGCGCGAAUAAGCGUAUUUUGGGUGACGUGACCAACCUGAUACCUGUACCUGUAGCAGGAGAAAAACGUAAAAAUUAUGACGCAAAUAUUAUAGACAUUUCUUCAAAAAGAAUGAAAGUACCAGUUAAUAGUGUGACUACCUUCGAGGCUAGUUCCAAUAUGCAGUAUCUAUCACCAC
Molecule: messenger RNA, 427 nt
Organism: Dentiscutata erythropus
Lineage: Eukaryota; Fungi; Glomeromycota; Glomeromycetes; Diversisporales; Gigasporaceae
Source: the annotation of a GenBank genome assembly